AUCAGCACAUUGCACACGUGAUAUGUGCGCGCUGGUCCUGAUUAGCUGAUAAACAGCUGAUGAACAUGGCAAGGACACAGUUUAAAGGACAGACGAGAGGAAGGAAUACUGAGUAGAAAUAACCACAAUGGAACAUACAAACUAUUUUUAGGGCGCGACCGAUUGUUUAUUAUCGUCCCGCAGUAGUCUGUGACCUUGGGAUUUUGACAGAUUUAGCUUAGAACCGGCGAUUUGGAAUUCUACAUAUCCUUCAUAUACCGAAUUUCAUUUAGCUAAGGUCGAGCCCAUUUAGCGAUGGAUUUUAUAUUGAGCGGGGCAGCUGCCUGCGGAGCUUGCCUGUUCACUAACCCGCUGGAGGUUGUCAAAACUCGGAUGCAAUUACAAGGCGAGCUCAAAAGCCGGGGGACCUACCAGAUUUACUACCGCAACGUUUUCCACGCUUUUUACACUAUCGGCAAAGUAGAUGGACUCGCUGGUUUACAGAAAGGGUUGGUACCGGGACUUGUCUAUCAGUUUUUCAUGAAUGGAGUGAGGCUUGGAUCGUAUUCAAUAAUUGAGUCAUCUGGAUACAUCCACACGGACGGGAGGGUUAGUGCUGCUAAAACCACAGUAGCAGGGGCUGCCGCUGGAGUAGUGGGGGCAGUGAUGGGAAGUCCCAUCUACUUGGUGAAGACUCACAUUCAGAGUCAGGCCACUUCCUCUAUAGCUGUUGGACAUCAGUAUCAACAUCAGGGGAUGGUCCAUGCUCUGGCAGCGAUCCACAAGCAGCAUGGUAUCCUAGGCCUGUGGAGGGGCUCCAGUGCAGCUGUACCCAGGGUCAGCGUGGGGUCAGCUGCUCAACUCUACUCCUUCGCUGCCUCCAAGGAGCUUGUCGUUGACCUACAGGUGUUCCCAGAGGGCAGCUGGCUGGUGGCUCUGUGUGCAGGGAUGAUCAGCAGUGUGGUGGUGGUGGCAGCCAUGACACCCUUUGACGUGGUCAGCACACGGCUCUACAACCAACCUGUGGAUCAUACAGGCAAGGGAGAGCUCUAUAAAGGUUUUGGGGACUGCUUCUCGAAGACACUGAAGAUGGAGGGUGUGACAGGGCUCUACAAAGGCCUGGGUGCAUCCUACUUCCGUCUGGGGCCACACACCAUCCUGUCUCUACUGUUCUGGGACGAACUGAGGAAGCUCUGGCAGCAGCACAGAUAGUAGCCGGCAGGCAGGGCAAGCUCUACUCUGCCAGCAACACAGAUAGUAUCAGGAAAGGGAGACCCUGGCCGUGUUCCAGGCCAUCUGCAAAGCAGUUGCGCUGCAUAAAUUAACCCAAUGAUUGCCACAUCAUCUACAUUGCGGUCGGGCAUCAGAAUUAUACUUUUUUGUAUGGUUUUUUUGUAUCUUUUUCUCAAACAAUAACAACCAUACAUAAACAAAAGACAAACAGACACAUUUCAUCAAACAUAAAUGGCAUCACACCUACUCAGGCCCACGUGUUCCCACCGCAAACAUACGCAUCACGUAUGUCUCAACCACACUCUCCUUCAUCCCCUGGAACAUUCCAGUGCUUGUAGCACUCUGCCAUAUGGCCUCAAAUUGCACUCUUCUAUUUUUAUCCGUAGCCCACACCUUUUGAAUAUUUACAUAAUACAUUUGAUUCAUCCACUGUCAUAGUGAUGGAGGAUAAUUUGAUUUCCAGUUUUUGAGGAGAAGUUUUUUUCAAAAUCAUUGACGAGAAAACUAUGGUUCACCCGAUUUGAGUAUCUCACCGCACCCUAAUAUGCCACGUCUUGAAAUAUGCAGAUAGACAAAUUAAAAGUAAACUUACAUUGUAAAACUUCUCACAGCCAACUGUCUAACUCCGCCCAUAACUUUUGGACUUAGCACUCCCAGAAGGCAUGGAUUAUUAAAUCCAUGUUAGUUUUACACUUGAGACAUGACUCUGCUGUUGUGCUGUAGAAUCUGGGAAUUUUGUCUCUUGUAUAAUAAAUUCUAUAAAUUAGUUUAUACUGGAUUAAGCGUACAUUUUCGUUAACUGUAAUUUUGUUAGCCAUGUUCCAACACUCCAUAUUGUGCCAGGCAUCAGAAUUCAAUGCGGUUACUGACAUCCAGGAGUUGGGAUGUGGUGCGUGACUGCAAUCUAGGUGGCCCUGAACAUGGAUGCAGUCAGGUAUAAAGAUAAAGACUCAUUAAGCCACAGGUCAGUUCACAGGUUAAUUGAUCCUUCAUUUAAUGAGUUUGUAGCCUGAUCCCAGAUCUGUUUGUUCAGUCUUGCCAACUCCUAUGGUCAUUGACUAUACAGCGUAAACAGAUCUGGGACCAGGCUUAUGCAUUUGGUCUUGAGAUAUAGGUAAAUAGCAGAGGAGUUUACUUCUGUGUGUAAACUUUUUUUUUAAAGUAGAGCAAAGGUCUUUGUUCUACACUCCAAUAAGAAUCUAAUUCAAACUGGUUUCUGAUCUUGGAAGCACAGUGAGGUAACAAUAGGCUGCUGUGGUUGCUGACACGUUGUGGUAUGCAGCAGAAUAGUUUAUCCAUCCAAUAAGAAUAGGAAGAUGUUUCUGAGUCAGAAUAAUUCCUCAUUCUUCUGCAGAAUGUUCACCACAAGCUUGUACUAAUGAUAACGUCCUUACCUCAUCAAGUUACUGACUGCUGUGAAUUUAUGUAGCUUGAGUACUAGGAAAACUCUACUACACAAUUUAAUCUACAGAGAAUUAGAACAUCUACAGAUUAGGCAAGACUUCUUCAAAGGUACAUGAACAAUCUCAGCACAGUAUUAAUAUAGAAAGCUUCGAGCUUCAGAGUAGAUUUAAUGAUUUACAAACCCAUCGCAACAAUUGUUUUCACACAUUUAAUAUAAAUUUACAGCAGAAAUUAGACAUGAGUUUAUUUUUAUAAAGUAUAGUGGGAUUUGUUCAUACCGCUUGCCUUACUGUAAAAUUGCUCUCUGGAUGUAUAGCUUACUGCUACUAUUGAUUCUAAGGUUGACUAAUAUUGUACAUUGGGUCUGCUUACUUGACACAGCUGGGUUAUUUAAUUGCUGUACAUCCAUUACAGACAUUUUGAUUCAUUUUGAUCUCUCUAAUGAAUGUAUUAAUUCAUGUUUAGAUUCUUGUGUAGAUCCAAUCUCUGAAGGAUAUUUAUUUACUAACAUGUGAUUCUGAUUGGUUUGUUACACAGCCAUAUGCAGUGCCAUGUAAUGUAAUUUUGUAGGAUGCAAAACAGCCCCCCUCCAAAAAAAAAUAAAAAAUAAUAAUACUUGUAA
This is a messenger RNA of Salmo salar (Atlantic salmon), 3238 nucleotides long. It is a transcript of the gene slc25a35, whose product is annotated as solute carrier family 25 member 35. The record is from RefSeq and is a predicted model, not a curated record. Lineage: Eukaryota; Metazoa; Chordata; Actinopteri; Salmoniformes; Salmonidae.